Messenger RNA from Podarcis muralis (Common wall lizard), 1071 nucleotides. RefSeq names its product TNF alpha induced protein 8 like 2 (gene TNFAIP8L2). NCBI's taxonomy places the organism in Eukaryota, Metazoa, Chordata, Lepidosauria, Squamata, Lacertidae. Gene Ontology annotation, cellular component: cytoplasm. Gene Ontology annotation, biological process: regulation of apoptotic process; negative regulation of inflammatory response; negative regulation of T cell activation. The record is from RefSeq and is a predicted model, not a curated record.
GAAGCCUGCAGGCUACAGAUGCUAACAGAGCAGGUCACAAAAUAUGCAGACGGUCGAGGCGGCCGGCCAGUCGCUCUGCUCCCUGGGCACCUUUCAACAGGCAGCUGUGCUUUCCGCCUGUGAAGAAUGAAGCCGAGAUCCGUCAGCUGACGCAGGGCGGGCCUGUCACUCGAGGAAGUCUCCCCGAGGCCACCCGACAGUCUCGCUCCUGCCUGCUGGGUCCGGGCUGCUUCUCCUUUCGCUCCUCGAGGACUGGCGGAGGGCCGUUCGCAUGACUUGCAGAGCAUCGUGGUCCCACGGCAGCCACGAUGGAGGCGUUCAGCUCCCGCAACUUGGCCAUGCAGGCCGAGAAGAAGAUUCUCAGCCGAAUGGCCAGCAAGUCCAUGGCCAAUAUGUUCAUUGACGACACCAGCAGCGAGAUCCUGGACGAGCUAUACCGGAUCUCCAAGGAGUACACGCAGAACCGGACCGAGUCCCAGAAGGUCAUCAAGAACCUCAUCAAGGUGGCGGUCAAGAUCUCCGUCCUGUACCGCAACAACCGCUUCAGCCCCGAGGAGCUGGCCCUGGCGGAGGAGUUCAAGAGGAAGCUCCACCAAGGAGCCAUGACGGCCAUCAGCUUCCACGAGGUGGAGUUCACCUUCGAGAAGGCCGUCCUGGCCGAGCUGUUGAGAGAUUGCAGGGACCUGCUGCUCCGGCUGGUCGAGAAGCACCUGACGCCCAAGUCUCACGGGCGCAUCCGGCACGUCUUUGACCACUUCGCCGACACGGAGCUCCUGGCGAAGCUCUACAGUCCCGGGGAGCCCUACCAGCCGCGGCUGAAGAAGAUCUGCGAGGGGAUGAACCGUCUCAUCGACGAGGGGAAGUUGUGAAACCCACCGAAGAGGAGGACGAAAAAGGUGGAAAGGAACGCGCAUGUGGGGUGGGGAGGGGGAGACACGAAAUUUAACAUUGGCCAAAUCCUUCAAGGACCUAGAGAUUCAGAUAGACUGCCUCUGGACCUGGGGGCUCCAUAACAAGAGAGCCCUGCUGGAUCAAAGGAGAGGGGACUUGUUAAGUUGUGGGCAAACAUAU